UAUUUAUCAUUCUUUGCCUUUAACAAACUUCGAAAAAAUUUAAAAUGGCGUCUUACCACAUUCGAUCAAACAGUUUUCCUUCAAAAUCCCACCCAAUUGCUGAUCAACUCGAUCAGCAACUGUGCAGAUUAAGGUCAUCUGAAACCGCCUCCACUUCAUCACUGACCGAUAAACUUAGAGGCCUUAAAGAUUUAUACAUGUGUGUUGAUGAGUUUCUUCAACUGCCCAUUAAUCAGAACACCCUAUAUGACAGAUGGGUCGAGAAGGUAUUGGAUGGAUCUUUAAGGCUUCUAGAUAUUUGUGCUACAUCUCGGGAUGUCUUGGCCCAGUCAAAGGAACGGAUCCAGGACAUACAAUCAGCCUUAAGGAGAAGGUCCAGUGGUGAACUUAACAUUACAAAUGAAGUCACCGAAUACUUGAAAACCCGAAAAACAGUCAAGAAGAUGAUCAAGAAGUGCUUAAAAGAAAUGAAACAAGUUGACAAAAUUAACGAGGAAAAUCCCGUUGAUGGCAUGCUGAAAGAUGUGCAAGAAACUACAGUUGAGACCUUUGAAUCAUUGUUGUCUUACAUUGGCGGAUCACAAAAAAGCAACUGGUCGUUCUCAAAAUUAGUCCGCGGCCAAAGAGUUGAGAAGGAAACCGCAGCAUCAAUCAGUGAAUUUGAUGCCGUUGAUGCUACACUAGAAAUGGUCAUCUCCCAAAAAAAGAAAUCAAUUGUUGAUAGGUCAAAAUUAGUUAAAUUAGAGUCGGAACUUCAAGAAAUCGACGAAGUUCUUCAAUGUUUGUUUAGAAAUCUGGUUAAGACCAGAGCAACACUUCUUAAUGUUUUUAGUAAUUAGAAAAAAACAGUAUAUAAAGCUUACUUAUGUAUAGAAAAUGUCAAUAUUAGUUAUACACAAAU
This is a messenger RNA of Amaranthus tricolor (Joseph's coat), 901 nucleotides long. RefSeq lists its product as uncharacterized. The record is from RefSeq and is a predicted model, not a curated record. Lineage: Eukaryota; Viridiplantae; Streptophyta; Magnoliopsida; Caryophyllales; Amaranthaceae. The transcript has a single exon. Gene Ontology annotation, biological process: root development; shoot system development. Bases 45 to 839 code for a protein of 264 amino acids.